This is a messenger RNA of Colletotrichum fioriniae, 393 nucleotides long. The record is from RefSeq and is a predicted model, not a curated record. NCBI's taxonomy places the organism in Eukaryota, Fungi, Ascomycota, Sordariomycetes, Glomerellales, Glomerellaceae.
AUGAAAUUCGCAACAAGUCUAUGUCGAUAUGUUCGUCCAACAUUCGGAAGUCCUUUGAUCCAACCCCUGCAGCCCGUUCGCUGGGCUCGCUUUCAAGCAUUCGAGGCAGAUUUCGAUCCUGAAGAGUUGGAAAAGGCAAGAUCAUGGCACAAAUCCUUUAACGGCAGUCAACUCCCCAAGGGGCAAACAACCUACGCUCGCUCUAGCGGCCCGGGUGGUCAGCAUGUCAACAAGUCGGAUUCUCUGACAUUUCAAGCUCAAACGCACCGUCAGAGAGAUGCCAACUCGGAGGAAAACCAGCAAAAGCUUAUCGACGAGAUCAAGAGGAUAUACCAAGAGACAGUCCCUGGCGAAACAAGUUCUGACAAGAAGAAGAAGCAUGCUGAGAUGUGA